Molecule: messenger RNA, 336 nt
Organism: Triticum turgidum subsp. durum (durum wheat)
Lineage: Eukaryota; Viridiplantae; Streptophyta; Magnoliopsida; Poales; Poaceae
Source: the annotation of a GenBank genome assembly
AUGGCGUGCAAGUACCUGCGCAGGAGGUGCGCCCCCGACUGCGUGCUCACCUCCUACUUCCCGGUGUCGCAACCCUCACCGCUACGUCGCCGUCCACCUGGCCUUUGGCGCCAGCAAAGUCGCAAGGUUGCUCGAGGAUCAAGCUACAGCUUGCCGGUGGAUGAGAGAGCUCAGGCGGCGGAGACGAUGGCAAUGGAGGCGCAGUGGCUGGUGGAGGACCCGGUGUACGGAUGUGACGGGAUCAUCAGCCAGCUGCAGGAGGAGAUUCAGCCAACGCAGUGCAAGCUCACCAGGACGCGGGCGCAGCUCGCCAUCGUCCCUGUGCACGGUGCAUAG